Molecule: messenger RNA, 1526 nt
Organism: Ctenocephalides felis (cat flea)
Lineage: Eukaryota; Metazoa; Arthropoda; Insecta; Siphonaptera; Pulicidae
Exons: 2
Coding region: 48-1526 (492 amino acids)
Biological process (GO): SCF-dependent proteasomal ubiquitin-dependent protein catabolic process
Cellular component (GO): SCF ubiquitin ligase complex
Source: RefSeq, a predicted model, not a curated record
CAUAAUAAUUAUUUAAUCUACAAGGAAACGUAUAUUAUGCAUGUGAAAUGCCAAUUCGUAAGAAAAUAGAAAACUUACGUCAAAUCGCUUUUGAUCAUACUUUUAGUUUAAUAAAUCAAACCUGCCAAAAUAUUUGUAAGAAAUAUGAAUCCUAUGAUGAUGCAACAUGCGCAAAGGAAGUUUUGGAACUUAAUCAGUUUUUAUUUGCCAAUUUAUGUUCUAUAUUUUUAGAUGACAUGCUACAGAAAAGGGAUAAAUGCUUGAAUAUAAAAGAUCCAAGAAUAUUAAUUGCUACUUUAACAAACCCUUUGACAAGAUGUUUUAAAAUGGAAACACCGAGAGAUGCGUAUAUACCAAAACAAUUUUGGAUAUCCUUAAUUCACUCAUUAAAUAAUUUAGUUAGUUUAGAUAUGGCAUUGAUAUGUAAUGAUAAAUUACUGAGCGUUGUAGGGAAUUCAUGUCCUAAGCUAGAAUAUAUUAAUGCAACUUCUAGUUAUAAAAGAAUUCAAUCAGAUUUCAAUGCAUUGCUGCUAUCAAGGAAUGUAAGUGACAAAGGUUUGCACUGUUUGUUAAGCUGCCAGCAACUACGCAAAAUUGUCAUAGAUGAACCAAGAGGAAAAUUUACUCAUGGAAUUACUUACAAAGGAAUUGAAGAACUCAUUACAAAACUUAAAUUUCUAGAAGAAAUAAAUUUCACUGAUAUUGCUGCGAUAAUAAAUAAACCUUAUCUAAAAGGAGUAACAUUAAAACUUAAAAAUAUAACUCAAUUCAAAAUUUCAGUCCAAAAAAUAAAGAUAUUUGAAAAGACAUGUCCAAAUCUAAAAUGCUUAAUCUUAACAAAUUUUAGUGCUGAUGAGAAUGAAUCUUAUGCUGCUUUAGACUACAUGGCGGAGUCAGUAAUACAUUUAGAAAGUAUAAAGUUAUCAUAUUUUGGUUAUAAUUCAGCAGUUCAAAAAUAUUUUCAAAUGAAAGGAUCAUUUCUUACUUCUAUAAUCUUCAUUGGUGAUGCAGAAAGAUCAAUAGCAGCUGAAGACAUACAUCACAUAGGAAAAUAUUGUCCUAAUCUAAUGCGAUUACAUAUAGAAAAAAUAGCUUUUUUUGAUAACGGUUUAACUGAAAGUGUUUAUGAUAAAAAUAUGUUUAAGUUUAUAAAAACUUUACAUUUGUCCGGUCUCAGAUGGGAUGUUGAACAUAUUUUACCAUUAUGUCUUUCUAAUACUAUCUACAUAGAAAAAAUAUCACUCAUAAUCAAUGAUGAGAAUUAUAAUGAUCAUAAUCCUUAUCGUGUUGAAAAUGUUCUUGCAAAAAUCUUUAACAAAAAUACUGCCGCUCUGAAAUCACUAGAAUCACUAUAUUUAUACAAUCCUAUAGCAGUGACUGUAGAAUUUAUAACUUUUUUACUUGCAAAAUGUGAUAAUUUACAAGCAUUGAAUGUUUGGUGUGAGGAUCAUGAAAAAUGUUCAACAUUACAAAAGACUUUAAUUUCUGAUAAUUUUGAUAUAAAUUUCCAAUAUGAUUUAGAAUAA